This is a messenger RNA of Salarias fasciatus (jewelled blenny), 1535 nucleotides long. It is a transcript of the gene tnfsf13b, whose product is annotated as TNF superfamily member 13b. Gene Ontology annotation, cellular component: membrane. The transcript has 6 exons. Gene Ontology annotation, molecular function: tumor necrosis factor receptor binding; receptor ligand activity. Lineage: Eukaryota; Metazoa; Chordata; Actinopteri; Blenniiformes; Blenniidae. The coding region runs from base 213 to 1223 and encodes 336 amino acids. Gene Ontology annotation, biological process: immune response; positive regulation of B cell proliferation. The record is from RefSeq and is a predicted model, not a curated record.
GUUUCUGAUCAUAAAGCCCAGAUUCCUGUUCGUGCUCACUCACAAGGACCGCUCAGCGUGGAGAAGAUCAAGAUGAAGGAAAAAUAAGUGAGAGGAUAUUUUUUUGGCGGGGGAGCUGCUGGUCAGACAGGAAGCAGUGAGUGUGUUUAGCUGAGAGCAAUCAAGCGGAAGCUGCUUUCCUCUUUUUUUUUUUCGUACAGUAUUUCUUCUGCAUGCUUGCACAGACGAAACUGAACCCAGUCGAGGGACGAAAGCGAGAGUUAAGGAAGACAUUCCUGCAUUCAGGCACAAGUGAAGGUAAUGUGAGAGAUUAUUCAGGAAACCUUUUGCGAGAAGAGGAUCACCAUUUACAAGCAGAGUCUGCAGGUUUCACGGUUCAGGUGUCCGACGGGCCGCGAUGCUCGUGUGAGCUCAGAAGAGAUUGUCUGGACUCUUUAACAAUGGCAGCUCUGGCUGGAGAAAAGUCUGGGGCUGGGAAGGAGGCGGGCGAAGGACGGCUGUCCUGGCCGGUUUUCCUCCUGGCUCUGGCUGCCUUCACCUCAUCCUCUCUCUCAGCUCUGUCCCUGCAUCAGCUGGUGGUUCUCAGGGCCGAGGUGGAGGGCCUCAAGUCGGAGGUGUGGCGCAGGAAGGAAGAGGGCCAAGGGGUCAGACACAGGGGUCAGGGCGAGAACAUCAGCAGCAGGAGGAGCAGUCAGGAGUACCUGCAGCAGUCUGAGUCGAGGCCUGGCUUCACCGCCAUCCGGAGGAGAAGAAUGGUGCCGGGACCCGAGACUUUAGUUUCUCAGCCUUGCCUGCAGUUGUUGCCAAACCACAACAGAAAAAUGUUCACUAAAGAAAUUUCCUCAGCCAUCUACACAGGUCUCCCCUGGCAGGCCGGGCUGAGGAGGGGAUCUGCCCUGGAGGCAGAAAACGACCGCAUGCUGGUCAGAGAGGAGGGCUACUACUUUGUGUACAGCCAGGUCUACUACAGGGACGCCACUUUUGCCAUGGGCCACGUGGUGACCCGCUGGAAGAGCCACGUUGUGGGAGGCGAGCAUUCGUUUGUGUUUCUUUUCCGCUGCAUUCAGACUAUGGACCCCGACAACCCUUACAACACCUGCUACACAGGAGGUAUAGUGAAGCUGGACGUCGGGGACUACGUGGAGCUCCUGAUCCCCCGGCCCUCAGCCAAUCUGUCCCUGGACGGGGACUCUACCUUUCUGGGGGCCAUCAAGCUGGGUUAAACAUGUAUCACAUCAAAACGCCGUCUGAGGAGAGGGCGAGAAGCGACACGGCUCCGGUGACCUUUCCUCACUUUCAGCUGUCGUGAAGAAAAUCAAGAAGACAGCCUUUGCUUCACCAGCUGAGGAACAAGCUGUGUGACUCAACACUUGCGCCUGAGCUGAGAAAGAGGGAGAAAAAAAUUGAAAAAAAAACCACGAAAUCUUCACAGUUUGGCUUUGCUAUGCUCAUUUCUUUCACGCAUCCAGUUGUAUCAUUGUGAAAAUUGUCAGAAUCAAGUGUUUUCUUCAAAUAAAUAUAAACAUUACACUGUC